UUCCGGUGUGUAGGAACUGCAUCAACACUGUCAACAGAGGAAAUACAUUGUCAUGGAGUUUAUUGUUGAUUUUCUAAGAGUUAAAGUUUUUAUUUUAGCGUUAUUGAAAUGAGACACUGUAACUGGACGUAUGCACAGAUGGUACAGUGUAUCUCGGAACUUUCUCUUCCUCGGAUAAGGCAUGCAUAACGGCCGGCACACAUGUCCCAUGGAGAGGAGAAAAUAACCCCGAAGAGGAGAAGGAAAAAGAAGACGUCUCUGUUGCCCGGCUCCUAAAGUGAUCAAGCACUCUGAGAGUGAGCGAGAGAGUGAGUGAGCGAGAGAGUGAGAGAGAGAGCGAGAGAGAGAGAGAGAGAGAGAGCGAGAGAGCGAGAGAGAGAGAGCGAGAGAGAGAGAGCGAGAGAGAGAGAGCGAGAGAGAGAGAGGUGUCGACAGACAGACAGACAGACAGACAGACAGACAGACAGACAGACAGACAGACAGACAGACAGAAAGGAUCGAAGGGGGAAACAGAAACAAAGCAGUGAAACAAACAAUGGCUUUCUUGGACAACCCAGCCAUUAUCUUGGCCCACAUCCGGCAGUCCCAUGUGACCAGCGAUGACACGGGCAUGUGUGAGAUGGUGCUAAUCGACCACGACGUGGACCUGGAGAAGUGGCAGCUGGCCUCGGUGCCCGGCAGCAGCGGGGGUUCACUGGGUUCGGGCUCCCUGGGGGAAGGGGGCAGUGGAGGGGAGAACCCGGGCUGCGACCUCUCCCAGUCAUUGGACAUCACCUCCAGCUGGGACUUUGGCAUCCGUCGGCGCUCCAACACAGGACGUCAACAAGAAAGGCGCGAGAAACCAGGGGUGGCUGCUCAAAGACUUGAACGGUUAAGGAAGGAGCGACAGAACCAGAUCAAAUGCAAAAACAUUCAAUGGAAGGAGAGGUCGUCCUCGCAAUCAGCGGAGGACCUGGGUUCCCUGUUUGAGAAGAGGGACUUUAAAGAUCGACCCAGGAGCACUGGUACCAAGUCGACCCUCUCUCUCCGGCUCGAGCAAUGCCCCCAGCAGCUCAACAACCCUUUCAACGAAUACUCCAAAUUCGACGGCAAGGGCCACGUAGGUACAACCGCAACCAAAAAAAUUGACGUCUACCUCUCGAUGCAGUCUGCACAGGAGAAACUGCAUCCCAUGAUGGUGGUGACCAUCGCCAACGCUCGGGUCCACGACCUCAUUGGCCUCAUCUGCUGGCAGUACACCAGCGAAGGCCGCGAACCCAAACUCAAUGAGAACGUGAAUGCAUACUGCCUCCACAUAGCAGAGGAUGACGGAGAGGUGGACACAGACUUCCCCCCUUUGGACUCCAAUGAGCCCAUCCACAAGUUUGGUUUCAGCACUCUGGCCCUGGUCGAGAAGUACUCGUCCCCCGGCCUGGCCGCCAAGCAGUCCCUCUUUGUACGAAUAAAUGCUGUCCAUGGUUUUUCUCUCAUCCCAGUGGACAGCCUGAAGGUGACCAUGAAGGAGAUCCUGCAGAAGGCACUGAAGAAGAGGAAAGGCUCUCAGAAAGGCUCUGGUCCCAUGUACCGUCUGGAGAGGCAGACGGAGCCCAACGUGCCCGUGGAUCUAGACUGCAGCCUCGAGAGCCAGAGCACCCUAGAGUUCUGCCUGGUCAGGGAAAACAGCUCCAGAGGAGAGGACAGUUCAGAGGAGGAUCCACCCAUGGACAUCACCACGGUGCAGGACAUGCUGAGUAGCCACCGCUACAAGUCCUUCAAGAUCAGCAUGAUCCACAAGCUCCGCUUCACCACUGACGUACAGCUUGGCAUCUCGGGGGAGAAGGUGGAGAUUGACCCCGUCACCAACCAGAAGACCAGCACCAAGUUCUGGAUCCGACAGAAACCUAUCUCCAUCGAUUCAGACCACCUCUGUGCCUGUGACCUUGUGGAGGAGAGGAGUCCCAGUCAUGCAAUAUUCAAGCUCACAUACCUCAGUAACCACGACUACAAGCCCUUGUACUUUGAGUGUGAUGCUGCUACUGUCAAUGAGAUUGUGCUUAAGGUGAACUACAUCCUGGAGUCUCGGGCCAGCACGUCGCGGGCGGACUACUUUGCCCAGAAGCAGCGUAAACUGAGCCGGCGCACCAGUUUCAGCUUCCAGAAGGAGAAGAAAUAGAGGAGAGACCCUGGAACCACUGUCUAGACCCUGGGACCACUGUCUAGACCCUGGGGCCACUGUCUAGACCCUGGAGUCACUGUCUGACCCUGGGGCCACUGUCUAGACCCUGGAGCCACUGUCUAGACCCUGGAGCCACUGUCUGGACCCUGGAGCCACUGUCUAGACCCUGGAGCCACUGUCUAGACCCUGGGGCCACUGUCUAGACCCUGG
Messenger RNA from Oncorhynchus masou masou (cherry salmon), 2365 nucleotides. RefSeq names its product MAPK associated protein 1 (gene mapkap1). Bases 536 to 2152 code for a protein of 538 amino acids. The transcript has 13 exons. Lineage: Eukaryota; Metazoa; Chordata; Actinopteri; Salmoniformes; Salmonidae. The record is from RefSeq and is a predicted model, not a curated record. Gene Ontology annotation, molecular function: phosphatidylinositol-4,5-bisphosphate binding. Gene Ontology annotation, biological process: TORC2 signaling. Gene Ontology annotation, cellular component: plasma membrane; cytoplasm; TORC2 complex.